UUUGUAGAAUCCCUUUCGUCGCCGACGCAUACGUCUCAUUAGUCAUUACAAUUUACAKGGUCAUAACUCUCAUUAAUUUCAUUGCACUGUCGUCGAUAAGCUUACAAACGUAAAUAUGUGCAUAGCGAUCACCACUGUUGCAGUCGGAAGCCAAUGAUUCCGGAAUUUGAGAUUCGCAAUUUCWCAUCAUCAAACGGACGAAGAAAACCGCUACAGUGCCACUGUACAGUACAAGUACAACCUGCUACACCAUAGUACCACACCGGCCCGGCCAUACCCGAAGCACACGCGCACGCGCACACUUGGCAGAGCUUACGCACUCACACGACAAUGUCGGUGGCGCGUCGGGCGUAGGCGACUAGCGAUCCGUGAAGACAAGACGCGGCGGCGGCGGCGGCGGCGUGCCCUAUUCCUAUAAUCUUGUUAUUGAUCGUUUAUUGUUGCGCGUUUGUUGUGACCGACGCCGCUCCUAGCAACGGGAGAGAAGCCGUAGCCAUAGUCACCAUGAACGCCUUUUUCCGUCAACAAUUCAKGUGAACGAUUAACAACGAACAAAAUAAUAAUAAUAAAUAAACAAAAAAUGCAUUUAUGUUUGGUUAGUUCGUUGUACACACACGACGUUUACGACUAACAGAACGUAACUGACGUUAGUCAAAAACUUUUGUUUUCGUCCUUACAAAAAACCAAUAGUAACCGUUUGUGUGUGUGUGUGUGUGUGUGUGUGUAUGUGUAUGUAUGUAUGUUUAUAUGUGCGUAUAUGUGUACUUGUAUACGUUCUCGUUCGUAUGUAUGCGUGUAUAUUCACAGGUAUACAUCAACAUCAGUGACGUCCCAUCCCAAUCGAAACCUAUGAAACGCUUCUGGGAGAGUCGUCCGAUAAUCGAACAGUAAUUCCAUGGCGACUUCUGUAAGGAGUGGAAUCAAAUUAGAAGGGUCAGCAGGUACUGGUUCCCAAAUUAGUACUAUAACAGUUGUAACGGCUGGUGGGGUUGGUCAAACUCUUGUUGUACAACCAGUACAACAAACUUCCGUAGUGCGUACGUCCAUUGACCAGAAUGUUAAUAGUAGUAGACAACUUGAAAAUGCUAUACUGUGUGGAACUAGUCCAGUUCAUGAUGACGGAUCCGAUAAAUCAAUGGAUGAUGACCAUAUAGAUCAUAAAGAUAGGAUUUCUUCGACGGUUACUGUUGAUAAUGGCCAUUAUAUUGUGGCAGCAUCAGAAGGGACUCAAGGACGAUCUUAUACUUCUCUUACACCAGUACCAACAUUGGUUCCYGAAACAGAAUCUGUUGGUUCUGAUGAUGUUGGCCAUUCUACUUAUGUACAAUAUGUUGAAGGAACUGGUGAACAAGCAAUUUUCACAAAUGGACAAAUGGCAUACCCAGUUUAUACUGUGGGUGAGAGUGGAACAAUGUAUCAAACUGGUCAAACCCAUUAUUACACUCCAAGCACAAAUUCUUAUUCUCAAGUUACAAACACCUUAGGACAACCUACAUGUCAGGCACAAAUUAUUGGUAAUGGAACCUAUAUUAUACAACAGAAUGUUGACAAUGAUCAUACUAUUAUUGCUACCGCUCAAAGAGACAGCCCGAAUUCCGUUAUAUCUUCGGAUGUGUCAUAUCUUACAGUAAACGCUACUGAGUCUGGCACAACAAACACAAGUAUAGAUCAACUGAAUGGUGUUGAGUCAGAUGGAGGAAUGCAAAACUCUGGUCUUAUGCACGCAAAUAGAAUUUCUCCUGCAACUGUCAACUGGCUGAUGGAAAAUUAUGAAAUGGCUGAAGGAGUGUCAUUACCUCGAUCAACUUUAUAUAAUCAUUAUCUAACACAUUGCUCGGAAACUAAAAUUGAUCCUGUAAAUGCAGCGUCAUUUGGUAAACUAAUCCGAUCUGUGUUUAUGGGAUUACGUACUAGGCGCUUAGGAACUCGUGGGAAUUCCAAAUAUCAUUAUUAUGGCAUUAGAAUUAAGGCAAGUUCAUUAUUAAAUGAUUUUUCCUCUGAUGAAAACCUACCUGGGCGAACAAAUCAAAGUAGUAGUUCGAAAAAAAUUAAAUUCAUUAAAACUGAAGAACGAAACUGUAAUCAAUACACAACCAAUAGUUCAGAUUCUGCUAAUUGUUCUCAGAACAGUAUUCCAUCUUCUCCUCAAGCACAAAACCAAGAAUAUUUAGGUGAUGGUGCUAAUGCUGUACCAGAAUUUCCUGAUAUUAUUUUGGAUGAAAUACAAUUGGAUGAUAAUUGUACUUUAGAAGAUGUAGAUACAUUCAAAAAUUUGUACCGUGAACAUUAUGAAGCGUUUUUAGGUGCCAUAUUGAACUUAGAAUUUGGCACUAUUGAGUCACUUUGGCGUGAAUUUUGGCGUAGUCAAGAUAAUAAUAAUGAUGAAUGUGAAGAAGAAAAAUAUUUAUCUAAAGAAAAAUUAUAUUCAUUGUCAAAGUGCAAAACAUUACAACUGUUUGUAAAAACUGUUGAUUUUCUAUUUUAUCAAAACUUGGUGAAAGUUUUGAUUCCAGAUGUUCUCCGCCCAGUUCCUGGAACAUUAACACAAGCCAUUAGAAAUUUUUCCAAAGGCUUAGAGUCAUGGCUUAUAUCUGCAAUGCAAGGGUGCCCAGAAGAAAUGAUCUCAAUAAAAGUGACUGCUGUUAGUGCCUUUGCACAAACCUUACGCCGAUAUACUUCGCUUAAUCAUCUUGCCCAAGCAGCAAGAGCUGUGCUUCAAAAUUAUACCCAAAUUAAUCAAAUGCUUACUGAUUUGAAUCGUGUGGACUUCCGUAAUGUACAAGAACAAGCAUCUUGGGUGUGCCAAUGUGACUCGACUUUGGUCCAACAACUGGAAGCGGAUUUUAAGCAUACUUUACAACAACAAAAUUCCUUAGAAGAAUGGGCAACUUGGUUAAAAAGUGUUGUGGAUAAUUGUUUGAAACAAUAUCGUGAUACACCUAAUUUCACAAAAGAAGCUAGGCAAUUUUUAUUAAAAUGGUCAUUUUAUAGUUCAAUGGUAAUACGUGAUUUGACAUUACGUUCAGCUGCUAGUUUUGGAUCGUUUCACCUAAUACGCCUGCUCUAUGAUGAGUAUAUGUUCUAUUUAAUUGAACAUGAAGUGGCUCUAGUCACAGGAGAAACACCAAUUGCAGUAAUGGGUUCAGGAGAUAAAACUAUACCCACAGAAGUUCUGAUUGACUAUGACUCCACAGAGUACACUAAUUGCAAUGGAAAACGCAUGAAAAUGAACUAGUCGCCAUGCCAUAAUAUUAUGUAUUUAA
This is a messenger RNA of Diuraphis noxia (Russian wheat aphid), 3263 nucleotides long. Its product is annotated as DNA-binding protein RFX2-like. Gene Ontology annotation, biological process: regulation of transcription by RNA polymerase II. The record is from RefSeq and is a predicted model, not a curated record. Lineage: Eukaryota; Metazoa; Arthropoda; Insecta; Hemiptera; Aphididae. Gene Ontology annotation, molecular function: RNA polymerase II cis-regulatory region sequence-specific DNA binding; DNA-binding transcription factor activity, RNA polymerase II-specific.